Messenger RNA from Owenia fusiformis, 2506 nucleotides. Lineage: Eukaryota; Metazoa; Annelida; Polychaeta; Sabellida; Oweniidae. The record is from the annotation of a GenBank genome assembly.
UAAAUUUUGAAAAUUUCCGCGGAAAAUAUUUCAAGUAAUGAUUCGACUGUAACAUCUUAAAUAUCAUAUAUAACUCUAAUGCACUAAUACACACAAUACAUAAUAUAUUGUUCCACAUUGUCAUUGCCUUGAUAAAUCCGCAAAAUGCCUCCAACGAAACGAAAAAGUAACGUUGCCAUGGAGAACACAAGUAAAAGGCUGCGGUCACUAAGAGACACACUGAACACUGAUGACAACGGAAGUCCUUUAACACCUAAGAUUGGGUUGUCGUUGCUUCAGAGAAUGGCCAAUAAAAUGAAUAACACCACUCUGACAACAUCACAUAACAUAACUGACAUCUCUCAGUUGGUUCCUACUGGUGAAAGUACAAGACUGUCAUUUGCUCAAGGCCCAGCUUCCCAGUCACAACACAGUCAGGAUCAUACGAAACAUAAGGAUCUAGAAAAUCAAGAAACUGGGGAAGAGUCAUUCAGUAAGCCAGGACCAAAGUCAAAAACGAGAAGAAAGCCAAAACAGAGCCACAGAGUCCUUAGAGUGAGAAAUUCAUCUUUAAAUUACCAGGAAAAUCAGGCCAUAGAUAUGUCACCAAAUGAUCAAAAUGAUAAAACAGAAAGAGAACCUGCCUGGAAAGAAGUGAGUAAAACAUUUGAAGAACAAAGAAAGAGACGAUUAAGCUCAAAAUCUAGAAAAUCUACAAUAAUACAAUCUGUUAUUGAGGAAGUCUCUGCCGAAGCCAUAGAAGUAGAUCCACAUGAUAGACACACUGAGAAAAAUCAUUCAAAGUCAGAUAGAUCUAACAAUGAAGACGAUGCACUACAACAGAAUGUUGAUGAUAACGAGCAAGAUAAACUUAAUGAAGAGGAAGCUGUACCAAGUGUUAACAAUGAAAAGACCAUUGAAUCUGAUGCUGCUGAAAUGGGUUCUACAGGUGGAGAUAUAAGCGGAGAAGUGUCUAAUGAUAAUCAGGAGACUAAGAAGGGCAAUGGUAGCGAUGAGAAUGAAAGAUCUGAAGAUGCUUCACAGAAAGACAACAUGCUUUCCUUAGAUACAAGCAGACAAGUGCAACAUAAUACAAACAAUUAUGGAAAUGAUGGUAAUGAUGACAGUGACAACAAUGAUGAGCAAGAUGACAUUAUACAAAGAGGACAACAAAGGAGUACAAACAAUCAAACAAAAACAUCUAAAAGGAUGGAUUAUUACAAAUCAAUGAUAAGCCAGCUCAGUUCACCAAAAGUACAAAAGGGACCAACACAAGGAGGUGUUGGUAAGAGAACAGAUUCUGAGGGCCCUGAGAGCCAGGAUAUCGAGGCUCCUCAGACCUAUGACACACCAGAGAACAAACAUACUGAUGAAGAGAUGAAUAACAAAGGUGAUGAAGCUGAAAUGAAUCAUGAAGUUGAUAACAAUGAGAUGAAUGAUAUAAAUGAUGAGGUUAAUAAUGAUGAGAUAAGUGACAGUGAACACAGUGAUGUGGAACAAAAAGAAAAUGAAAAAGAUGAACAUGAAAAUGAUGAUGAUGUUCAGAUGUUGAAUAAACAAAAUGAAAAUGAUGAUGACAUGAAUAAGGAUGAUGUGGAUCAAAUUCCAACAGUGAAAGCAUCAAAAAUUGCCAAUCAGAGAGAUGUAGAAUCACAUAAUGAAGAAAGUGUAAACCAUGUGAAAAAACAAAGGAAAACUAAAUCGAGACAAAAAUCAGGAAAAUCAAAAAGUAACACAAAGGAUGUUAACCUAAGUUCAAAUAAUCAAACUCCCGCAAAAAAUGCAAUUGAUGAAGUGUUAACAGAGGAGUCUAAAACACAAAAUAUGGAUGAACAACAGUUUCAAAUGUCAAAUAAAGACUUUACCUCACACACAAAGGGACAAAAAGCUCAAGCUAAGAAAAAAGCAAAGCACUCAAGAAGAGAGGACAUUAAUGAUGUUGAAGAUGUCAUUGAGUCUAGUAAUAUGGUUCCAAGGACUGAAGAUGUUCUCCAGAAAGGAAAAAGAGGAGACAAAGAUGCUGGGCGGAUGAAAAGCAAGGAUGAAAGAAAGAACCAACUGGAAAACUUAACAAAGAUUGAUUCAUCUAUGGUGUACAAGAAGCUAAAGAGAGAAGUAGUGAAAGGUCUGGCAGAAUGGCAUCCUGAUGUGGUAGCAAAAGAACUUGCAAGAUCUAAAGCAUUAUUGAAAAUGGUGAAGAAACUUGUUAGGUCCAACAUGAGCAACGAGUACAAAGAUAGUAAUCGUCUCUUCCAGCUACUAAAAUUGAGAUGACAACUUGUUGGUAAAAUAACAUUGCUGGUGGUGAAAUAAAAUUAUUGAUGGUGAAAUGACAUUGCUGGUGGUGAAAUAAAUUAUUGAUGGUGAAAUGUCAUAGCUGGUGGUGAAAUAAAUUAUUGAUGGUGAAAUGACAUAGCUGGUGGUGAAAUAACAAAACUGGCUUUGAAAUGACAUUAUUGGUGGUGAAAUGACAUUGCUUAUGGCCAAAUGACAUAGCUGGUGGUAAAAGAACAUUGCUGGUGGUGAA